AUCAAUCACCGCUUCAUCGUAUUUCUAUAGAAACCGUUGAAGCGUGAAGAACGUAAAUAACCCAUCGGAAGAUCAAAAGCAAGCACGAAAUUAUCCCUUUGCUCACUCACACAUAUUACAGACAUGGGAGCAAAAGCGUGUUUUGUCAAACUUUUCACAUUCAUUAUAAACACAGCGUCGCGGAUUUACAAAUGUGCAGCUGAGGGAAAACAUAACACCAAAAGCACAACAAACAAUGAAAUCGCCGAACAAGCAACUUAUUUGUGUGAAAAAUACAUCCAGAAUCGCUUCCAAAGGUCCUGGAAUAACACGAAUAAUAAAUUCUACAAAACAGCCGUCCUCCGAGACACCAAACUCUGCUCGAAAGAGGUUGUAUCGACACUUUGUGAUGUGGGUCGGAUGAUGGAGAAUGCAUACCCAGCGCUGUAUCAAAACAUUAGCGAACAGCUCAACUUUAGAAUCAAUCUAGAGAUUGUCGUUUGCGGCAUGUUUACUUGCGUGUGUGAUAAUAUUCUUGCGUCCGGUAUAACCUGGGCCAGGGUCGUAUCACUAUAUGCUUUCGCGGCAGCCCUUGCCGUUGACUGUUGCCAAACAGACGUCAGAAUUGCUAAGAAUAUUUCCAAAUGGAUGGGUCAGUACACGAAGAAAAGGUUGUCUGGAUGGGUCAGAGAGAACGGUGGCUGGGAGGCUCUACCGCUGCAUUUUUGCGAAGAGAAAUACUGCAUGUUCAUCUCAGCCUCCAGGUUCCUUCGAAGCAUAGCCCUGCCGCUCUAUUUGGGUGUGUUCGCUGCUCUUGCGGUUGUGAUAACGAUUUGGUCCUCUCCCGAGUGAGAUUAGAUAGAAGAUCCUGGUUUAAUGAACAGGGGAGACACUUUAAAGAAGUAUAUCUCCUUGAUUGUCCCUGCAGCCAAACAGCUUCAACCCAUCGACUCCUGGCUAUUUUUGAGCUGAAUUUAUAUAUAUAAAAAAAGGCCAAAAACAAAUACCCCCCCCCCCCCCCCAAAUUUGGAGUUUUUCUUACAGCCUGUCGAAGUCAAACACCGCUACAGCAAGCGGUAUCCAAGCUUUCCAACAGUGCUAUGCGGUCCGAUCUCCAACGCACCGUGACUGUGCUAAUGCACGUCAUGUUUGCACGCUCACAAUCCACAACAAAAGUAAGUGGGACACUUCCCAUACGAACAACCGCCAACCCUCUCCCCCCGAUUAAUAUUGGUUAGAGGCGAUUUUUCAGCUCAAAACACAAGCAGUAGCAAGGUGAUCAUUUGCCCUCCAGCAUUGAGAAAGGGGGAGGGAAAGUGUCCCAUUAGUUUUGUUACAGAUUGCAGGUAGAAUUGUUGAACUGCUAUGAUUAUGGGGGAAGAGUUUGCCCGCCUCUCUGUCUUAGACUCCCAUGAUGCAGUGCAUCUACAAUUUAGAAUAAACAUGGCGACUCGCUUGUGGUAAAGGUGUUAGCAUUAAUAAUUGUGGCUGAAGGAUGUAAAAUGGGACCCGAUGGAGCGCAAUUAAGGUAUAUAUUUGUGACUUGA
Molecule: messenger RNA, 1526 nt
Organism: Nematostella vectensis (starlet sea anemone)
Lineage: Eukaryota; Metazoa; Cnidaria; Anthozoa; Actiniaria; Edwardsiidae
Product: bcl-2-related ovarian killer protein
Exons: 2
Coding region: 124-831 (235 amino acids)
Biological process (GO): regulation of apoptotic process; intrinsic apoptotic signaling pathway in response to DNA damage; extrinsic apoptotic signaling pathway in absence of ligand
Cellular component (GO): mitochondrial outer membrane
Molecular function (GO): protein homodimerization activity; protein heterodimerization activity
Source: RefSeq, a predicted model, not a curated record